Oncorhynchus masou masou (cherry salmon) is the source of this 873-nucleotide messenger RNA. RefSeq lists its product as uncharacterized. The transcript is spliced from 7 exons. Gene Ontology annotation, molecular function: 2-oxoglutarate-dependent dioxygenase activity; methyltransferase activity. Lineage: Eukaryota; Metazoa; Chordata; Actinopteri; Salmoniformes; Salmonidae. The record is from RefSeq and is a predicted model, not a curated record. The coding region runs from base 1 to 873 and encodes 290 amino acids.
AUGCAGACAGACAUCAAGCUAUUGGCCAACUGUUCCUGUACGGUACGGCUGGUGUGCAACGUGUCCUGCUACCCCAACAUUACCUACACCUGGGAGAGAGACAAUGAGAUGUAUGGGGACGCCCAGCAGAUUUACUUCUCUCUAUCACCAGCAGAGAGAAACAUCAGUGUAAAGUGUAACGCCUCCAACCUAGUCAUUUGGAAAACUGCCUUUGAGACAGGAAAGUGUAGUAAUGACACACCACCGACAGGACUGGUGUGGUAUACCCUCUACAUCGGAAUAUCAGUGGGAGGCGCUGUGGUGCUGAUCCUCACUGUAGCUGUGGCAGUGUGCUACUGCAGGGGCCGAAGUAACACAGAAGAUCUAAUUGACAACACAAUAUAUGUUGAUGUUAUGGACAACACAAUAAUUAGAGAUACAAGAUCAAACAGUCAUGUAAACCCAAUAUCCACCUAUGAAACUGUCAAUGAUCUGGUUAUCCCAAGAUUGAACAAGCUGCAGACUCUGUAUGACAAGAUCACAUUUGGAUGCCCAGAAGGCCCCCCUUCUCCCUACCAGGAAGUACUGACAAUGGAUUGGAUCACAGCCGACGACCCAAACAACGACGUCGUAAAAGAGGCUAAAGAAACGGUCUUCUGGUCAGGCUCCGGAAACGGGUACAUCGCGCACCACUUCCUAGCAUACUACUCGCCAAUGUCCAGUCUCUUGACAACAAGGUUGAUGAAAUCCGAGCAAGACAGCAUGGUGAAGAAGGCGCAGCGGCGCCUCUUCAACAACAGGAGGCAGAAGAAAUGCGGUUUGUCACCAAAAGCACUCACAAACUUCUACAGAUGCACAAUCAAGAGCAUCCUGUCGGGCUGUAUCAUCGCCUGA